This is a messenger RNA of Staurois parvus, 429 nucleotides long. The record is from the annotation of a GenBank genome assembly. Lineage: Eukaryota; Metazoa; Chordata; Amphibia; Anura; Ranidae.
AUGAGUGACAGGAAUCUGGAGCAGCGGAUGAACAUCAAACUCUGCGUGAAAAUGGGAAAAAGCGCGAGUGAGACUUUAGUUCUCUUAAAAGAGGCUUAUGGUGAACAUUCCAUGAAGAAGUCGAGUGUUUUUGAAUGGCAUAAGCGGUUUAAGGAGGGGCGGGAAGAUGUCCACGACGACGCAAGAAGCGGGCAGCCAAAAACGCAAAGGACGGACGCAAAUGUGGACAGAGUGCGAGCCCUGGUACAAUCAGAUCGAAGGAUGAGCGUGCGCGAUGAUGGCAGAAGAAUUGAACAUGAACAGGGAAACCGUGCGGCAGAUUCUGACAGAGGACUUGAGGAUGGGAAAGCUCUCCGCAGAGAUGGUGCCUCCAAUCUUGUCAGAAGAUCAGAAGGAACGUCGUCUUCAGAUUUCAUCCCCAUCUUCUGA